Molecule: messenger RNA, 588 nt
Organism: Toxotes jaculatrix (banded archerfish)
Lineage: Eukaryota; Metazoa; Chordata; Actinopteri; Toxotidae
Gene: ventx
Product: ventral expressed homeobox
Exons: 3
Coding region: 1-588 (195 amino acids)
Biological process (GO): regulation of transcription by RNA polymerase II; cell differentiation
Cellular component (GO): nucleus
Molecular function (GO): RNA polymerase II cis-regulatory region sequence-specific DNA binding; DNA-binding transcription factor activity, RNA polymerase II-specific
Source: RefSeq, a predicted model, not a curated record
AUGGCAAACUUCUCGGUAGAGUGGCUUUCCAAAAGUUAUUACGAGGAGACGGCUCUACAGGCUAAGGAUGCUGCGCUUCAUUCAAAAGUCCAUAGUAAAAUGGAGGAAUUUCCAAAGGAAUCACGAAGCCAGUUCACUCCGACCUCACCAAACAAUAGUUGCGGUUACACUUCGGGGUCUGAGAGUGAGGUUGGAGAUGACAGCGAGGAGGAAGCCACCCAGCAACGAAGGAUGAGGACCAAGUUCACCUCCGAGCAAAUCAGCAAGCUGGAGAAUACCUUCAGCAAGCACAAAUACCUGGGCGCGACACAGAGGAGGAAGUUUGCUGAGAAGCUGAACCUCUCUGAAGCUCAGGUGAAAACGUGGUUCCAGAACAGGAGAAUGAAGCUGAAACGGGAGGUUCAGGAGCUGCGCCCUGAGUUUCUCUCGGUCCCGGCGGCUCUGCUGCCGCCUGUGCUAUUUCAGCACCCCGUCCUGAGAGGACAGCUCCCCGCCACCAGCGGCUUCUACCCGCAGCUGCAGCCGCUCCACAGGACGGCGCUCCCCGCUCCUCUGCAGCCUGUCAUCCUGCCCCCACACUUCUACUGA